This is a messenger RNA of Hirsutella rhossiliensis, 1401 nucleotides long. Its product is annotated as reverse transcriptase (RNA-dependent DNA polymerase) domain-containing protein. NCBI's taxonomy places the organism in Eukaryota, Fungi, Ascomycota, Sordariomycetes, Hypocreales, Ophiocordycipitaceae. The record is from RefSeq and is a predicted model, not a curated record. Bases 1 to 1401 code for a protein of 466 amino acids. The transcript is spliced from 4 exons.
AUGUCACGAGAAGAGCUGUUGGUCUUGCGAAAGACCCUGAAAGACCUGCUGGACAGAGGAUUCAUCCGAGCGAGUAGCUCAGCGGCUGCCGCGCCGGUGCUGUUCCGCGACCGAUACCCACUGCCCCUCAUCGCGGAGACCCUGCAGAAUCUGGCCAAGGCUAAGUGGUUCACCAAGUUGGACGUGGUGGCCGCUUUCCAUAAGAUCCGCAUGGCUCCGGGACAUGAGGGAAAGACUGCAUUUCGCACGAGGUUUGGGCUCUACGAGUGGCUCGUGUGCCCUUUCGGCCUGAGCGGCGCCCCGGCAUCAUUCCAACGAUACAUGAACAGUGUAUUGCGCGAAUGGCUGGACGACUUUGUCACAGCGUACCUGGAUGAUGUACUGAUCUACUCGAGCGGUUCGAAGGCGGAUCAUGAGGCUAAGGUGCGACGAGUUCUCCAAGCACUCGCCGACGCUGGGCUGCACCUAGACCCAGCGAAGUGCGAGAAAGGAAUCGCCUGCGACCCCGAAAAGCAGCGCGCCAUCCGCGAAUGGGAGGCCCCGACCACGGUGAAGGGUGUCAGAAGCUUUCUGGGCUUCGCCAACUAUUACCGGAUCUUCAUCCCCGACUAUGCCAAGAUCACGCAGUCUCUGGAUGCCCUGCUUAAGAAAGGAACUGCCUUUCAUUGGGGACGAGCGGAGAACGAGGCGUUUCAGGAGCUGAAGCGACGAUUUUGCGAGUCACCGGUGCUCAAGCAGUGGGACCCGAGCCUCCCGACCUUUUGGAGACGGAUUGCUCAGGCUACGCAUUGGGAGGCGUCCUGUCGCAGGAAGCGACUUUCGCCAGCGGAGUACAACUAUCCCAUUCACGACAAGGAGAUGCUUGCCAUCAUGAGAUGUCUCGACAACUGGAACGCCGAACUUAGGAGCUGCGGCCCAUUUACAAUCCUUACCGAUCACCGCAACCUGGAGUAUUUCAUGACACGCCAGAAGCUCACGGAACGGCAGAGCCGUUGGGCAGCCGAAUUGUCCCAGUUCGACUUCAAGCUCGAGUAUCGACCGGGAAGCGAGGCUGUCGUGCCUGAUGCGUUGUCCCGCCGUGAACAAGACAAGCCACAGGGCAUUGACGACGAGCGGGAACAAGGAAGAAUGAUACAGUUGAUACCGGAUAGUGCCAUUCCAUCAUCGACAAGAGCAUGUAUCAACGCGAUGAGUUCUGACUGUUCAGAGGCAUCCACCCUGCCGAAGAUGAAGGUCUUCGAGGUAGCGGACCUGCAGCAACUCUGGGACGAAACGGUGGCGAAGGACUCGAUAUUCCGGGCAGCCUAUAAGGCAGUCCGCGAUCGCGAGCGUGCCUUCCCGCCCUCGCUGGGCCUGAAGAUCCAGAUUUCAGAAUGUGCGAUCGACGCAGGCAAAGGCUGA